AUGGCUACUCCGGACUAUGAAGAAACGGAAGUUCAAGAUUUGCUCCAGUUUCCGACGACAACCGGAAUUAUUAAACAAAGCAAUUCUUGUUUUCCAACGGGAGUUUUAAAAACUCAAAACUCGUCUAAAAAUCAAUUAUCUGUGACCAUAUUAGACUUUGUACAAAGUUCUUACAGCGAUAAUGACGAUCAAAAAAGUUUUCUAUCAAAUUUAUCCGGAGCGGCGGGUGAUUUUGUCGUCAACACGCCAAAUCCGGAAGAGAGGAGAGGAAGUGGAGGAAGUCAAAAGGAAGGAUUUUUCGCCGAAAAGAAAAAGCAAAAAAAAAAAAAAAUUACGAAAGGAGUUUAA
Molecule: messenger RNA, 348 nt
Organism: Pediculus humanus corporis (human body louse)
Lineage: Eukaryota; Metazoa; Arthropoda; Insecta; Psocodea; Pediculidae
Exons: 2
Coding region: 1-348 (115 amino acids)
Source: RefSeq, a predicted model, not a curated record